Messenger RNA from Williopsis jadinii, 1347 nucleotides. It is a transcript of the gene TRM9, whose product is annotated as tRNA (carboxymethyluridine(34)-5-O)-methyltransferase. The transcript has 3 exons. The coding region runs from base 1 to 1347 and encodes 448 amino acids. Gene Ontology annotation, biological process: tRNA wobble uridine modification; transcription initiation at RNA polymerase II promoter. Gene Ontology annotation, molecular function: S-adenosylmethionine-dependent methyltransferase activity; protein heterodimerization activity; tRNA binding. Lineage: Eukaryota; Fungi; Ascomycota; Saccharomycetes; Phaffomycetales; Wickerhamomycetaceae. The record is from RefSeq and is a predicted model, not a curated record. Gene Ontology annotation, cellular component: nucleus; cytoplasm.
AUGGAUGAGACUUUAGAUCCACAGAGCCAGGAGCAGGUUUACGUGCAUACUGUGUACAACGAGAUUGCAUCGCACUUCUCGCAAACGAGGUACAAGCCAUGGCCCAUUGUGGAGGAGUUCCUCUUACAGCGUGCAGUGGGCACCGUGGGGAUCGACGUUGGAUGUGGUAACGGUAAAUACCUCGGUGUCAACAAGGACGUGUACAUAGUUGGAUCUGACCGAUCUGAUGGCCUGAUUGGGUGUGCGAGGGAGUUUGGACAUGAGGUUAUGGUUGCGGAUGGGCUGUCGCUACCGCAUCCAGAGGGCCGGUUUGACUUUGCCAUCUCCAUAGCUGUUAUCCAUCACUUCUCCACGCCGCAGAGGAGAACAGAUGCUAUUCGACACAUCCUGAGUAAGCUGAAACCGGGCGGAGAAGCACUGAUCUACGUGUGGGCUUUAGAACAGGAGAAUUCUAGAAGAGGUUAUAAAGAAGGCGAUCCCCAGGACGUGCUGGUUCCAUGGGUUUUGCAAAAGAAGCAACCAAAGAAGCCGAAGCAGAAGAAGAAGAGGAUUGCAUCAGGUAGUAACGAGGAGCCUAAAGAGGAGCCUAAAGAGGAGCCUAAAGAGGAGUCUAAAGAGGAGUCUAAAGAGCCUGAGACGAAGUACCGCUAUUACCACCUUUACAAAAAGGGUGAAUUGGAGUCAAACGCGGCAGAUGCUGGUGGAAUCGUUAUAAGACACGGAUACGAAAGAGACAAUUGUCUGCAACGAAUGAUGCCAGAAGAAGACGACCUGGACCUUUCAGAUGUCCCUAUGGACGAGUCUGAGAACGACAGCGACUUCAGCGAGAUAAUAGAGGAAGAAGCGGAGCAGCUGCUCAGUCUGAUCUUUGGCAAUAUUGACCAAACAACAAAGGUUUCGAUAAACGACGAUGGGGGUCCGUUGGAACAACAAGAGCCAGAGGAAGAGCUGGACAAGGAGGAGCGUACCAGGCUGCUGAUGGACCAUCUCUCACCGGAUCAGAUGUCACGGUACGAGUUUUUAAAGAGAUCCUCGUUGACGAGAGGGCAUUUGAGGAAGCUGGCAUAUUCCGUGCUCAACCAGAGUGUUUCACCAAACGUUGCCAUUAUACUCGGUGGUGUUGGCAAGCUGUUCAUUGGUGAGAUUGUGGAGAAAGCACGUGAGGUUAAGUUAAGAAUGGAUAAAGCUGCUCUGUUGAUUAAACUUAACGAAAAGAGGGAGCUGUUGGAUGAGCUACACAAGCAGAAUAGCCUACUGAAUGAUGAAGAGGAGAACAAGGAUGUACAAGACAAGAUCAAUACGAUAAAGCAAGAGUUGAAGAAGCUGGAUCUGAGGAAAAGCACAUAA